Molecule: messenger RNA, 1059 nt
Organism: Elgaria multicarinata webbii
Lineage: Eukaryota; Metazoa; Chordata; Lepidosauria; Squamata; Anguidae
Gene: EIF1AD
Product: eukaryotic translation initiation factor 1A domain containing
Exons: 7
Coding region: 270-773 (167 amino acids)
Biological process (GO): translational initiation
Cellular component (GO): nucleus
Molecular function (GO): RNA binding; translation initiation factor activity
Source: RefSeq, a predicted model, not a curated record
CCCGGAAGUCGGGUCCCAGGGCGCCGGAAGCCGGAAGUGUUCGCUUCUCGUGCUUCAGAGCGGAGGAGAAGGCGCACGUUCCUGAGCAGCUCUUUCAGAACUGUGAAUGUACCAGGGAGUGAAACCAGCACUGGAUCCACAGCCCCUGAACUCGGACGUUGGCUGUCCCUGGGAACAGCCUUCUAGAACGAGGACGCAUCCUGCAAACGAUUCCUUGCAUCACCCACCCACCCAGAGCAGAGACUGGUACCCAGGCCCAACGGAAGAGCAUGUCCCAAGCCACCAAGCGCAAGCAUGUGGUGAAAGAAGUCCUGGGGGAUUAUGUGGUUCCUUCCGAGAGGCAGCAGAUUGUCCGGGUGCUGGGAACUCCAGGCAACAACCUCCAUGAGGUGGAGACGCCUGAGGGGACACGGUUUCUCGUGAGCAUGCCCACGAAAUUCCGCAAGAACAUCUGGAUCAAGAGAGGUGACUUCCUGCUGGUAGAUCCCAUAGAAGAAGGGGAGAAAGUAAAAGCAGAGAUCAGUUUCGUCCUCUACAAGGACCACGUUCGCUAUCUGAAAAAGGAAGGAUAUUGGCCUGAAGCCUUUUUAGGUGAUGUGGCAGGAACUCCCAGCAAUACUAAGGAGAGCAGGGAUAGGGCGCAAAGCCCACCCCGUUCUGCAGGGGAGGAAGACUCUGAGGAUGACGACACAGACUUGUUUGUGAACACAAACCGGGUAAAUUAUGACUACAUGGAGAGCGAGGACAGCAGCGACUCAGAAGAGGAAGAUUAGAUCUUGUGAAGCAGACCAAGCCAGCCCUGGGGCUCAGAGGGAAGGGACUCUGCCACAGCCCCCAGCCUUUUCCUGUUAGUUCGAAUGAGCUGUUGUCUUGUUGGGGCUCUUACAAGGAGGCCGAGCUCUGAGCCGCUGUCGCAGGCGAAAGGAGCCUGCAGCAAAAAGGCUCAUGCUUUGAAGAAUGCUUUGCCCGUUUCUAGGCGGGACGCCGCUGUUGGACUCCAGCUCUGUUUCUCCCCACCCGUUUGCCUUAUGUAAUAAAAGUGUGCUCCAAACCCGGGAA